GGCUGCGCAGUGAAGGCGGGAGGCGGUCCUCGGCCCGGCCCGGAACGGGGACCGUGUCUCCGCGCUCGGGAGGAAAGCAAACGAGCGAACGUGCGCCGCCUGGCUUCUGGCGUUCCCGCGGCUUCUCUGCGCGGCAGUAUGGGGCCGGGGCCGCGGACCGUGGAGCUCUUCUACGACGUGCUGUCCCCUUAUUCCUGGCUGGGGUUCGAGAUCCUGUGCCGAUACAAGAACAUCUGGAACAUCCACCUGCAGUUGCGCCCGAGCCUCAUUGCAGGGAUCAUGAAAGACAGUGGAAACAAGCCGCCAGCUCUGCUUCCCCGCAAGGCCCAAUACCUGACAACUGACAUUAAGCUCCUGAGUGAACAUAUGCAGGUUCCUCUGCAGUUCCCCAAGGAUUUCUUCUCUGUGAUCCUUGAAAAAGGAAGUCUGUCGGCCAUGCGCUUCCUCACCGCUGUCGACAUGGAGCACCCGGAGAUGCUGGAGAGAGUGUCCAGGGAACUGUGGAUGCGUGUCUGGUCACGGGACGAAGACAUCACGGAUCCUCAGAGCAUCCUGGCAGCCGCAGAGAAGGCCGGCAUGUCAACACAGCAAGGCCAGGGGCUUCUGGAGAAGACCUCGACACCACAGGUGAAGAACAAGCUCAGGGAGACCACCGAGGCCGCCUGCAAGUACGGGGCCUUUGGGCUGCCUGUCACUGUGACCCACUUGGGUGGCCAAACCCACAUGCUCUUUGGCUCUGACCGGAUGGAGUUGCUGGCGCACCUGCUGGGGGAGAAGUGGAUGGGCCCUGUGCCCCCAGCCGUGAAUGCCAAACUUUAAGGAUGCCCAGAGGAAGCAAAGCCUUGCACUCACCCCUGCUCCACCGAGGGGUGCCGGGAUGGGGACCCCUCUGUGGCCCUGGCUGGGGUGCAUCGUCUGCGUGACUCUCACAGCUGCUCCUCAGUGCCUUGCAAGAGCCCCAGACUCUGCCUCCCCCGGAAUAAACCAAAUGCCCCUGAUGCAGCA
Messenger RNA from Artibeus jamaicensis (Jamaican fruit-eating bat), 1005 nucleotides. RefSeq names its product glutathione S-transferase kappa 1 (gene GSTK1). The coding region runs from base 139 to 819 and encodes 226 amino acids. NCBI's taxonomy places the organism in Eukaryota, Metazoa, Chordata, Mammalia, Chiroptera, Phyllostomidae. The record is from RefSeq and is a predicted model, not a curated record. Gene Ontology annotation, molecular function: glutathione transferase activity; glutathione peroxidase activity. Gene Ontology annotation, biological process: glutathione metabolic process. Gene Ontology annotation, cellular component: mitochondrion; peroxisome. The transcript is spliced from 8 exons.